Molecule: messenger RNA, 1717 nt
Organism: Macadamia integrifolia
Lineage: Eukaryota; Viridiplantae; Streptophyta; Magnoliopsida; Proteales; Proteaceae
Cellular component (GO): nucleus; cytoplasm
Molecular function (GO): ATP hydrolysis activity; nicotinamide-nucleotide adenylyltransferase activity
Source: RefSeq, a predicted model, not a curated record
ACUUAUCUGAUUCACUUGAUUAGUUGACAUGUGAGGAGCAAUAUGUCAGGUUCUCAAGGAUUUGGAAUCUUUUCUCCUUUGAUUCAGUGGUUGGCUUGGUAUUCUCCCAAAGAAGGUUGGAUUUGCCUUAACAUGGGUGCCCUAAAAUGGAGCAAAUUAUGGAGUAGUGGCUUAAGACCAUAAAGAUUGUAUAUGUUUACAGGAGUUCCAGUCAUUAAAUAAAGAGAAUAAAGAAUCUAUAAAUAAACGGCCAUGAACGGCUAUUUUUACAAGGGGAAUCUAGCACUUUAAACCAACUCCGCCAUUGACUGGUGCAACCAGUCGUCCAAUGCUGCGUAGGAGAUAAUCUGAUUCCCUAGGCUAUCUUGAGUCUUGAAUUGAGACUUUGAGAGUGAGAGUCGGAGACACAGACAGGAGAGAGAGAGAGAGAGAGAGAUCAUCAUCCAGUCCUCCAGAAGACAUGCCUGACGCUUUGAUUCGUCCGCUGAUUGAAGCCGUGCACUCGAGCCCCGCUCAGGCUGUCCUGUAUCUCUCUGGCGGAGCUUCUCAGGCACUUUGGUGGUUGAUGUCCGUCCCUGGUGCGUCUAAUACGGUCCUUGAAACUGUGGUCCCGUACUCCAAGAUGUCCAUGACCCAGUUGCUCGGCAAGAUUCCCACUCAUUUCACUAGCCAACAAACUGUCGAGGACAUGGCAUUGUUGGCUUAUAAUCGUGCGCUGAAGCUCUCUAGACCAGGUCAUCCAGUUGUAGGUGUGGGUUUCACUGGCUCUUUGGCUAGCUCACAUCCAAAACUUGGUGAUCACAGGUUUUACCUAUCAACAAGAACAUGUGAUCGACAUUGGGUGUCUAAAGUUACCUUGUCAAAGGGUUUGCGAACCCGUGAACUAGAAGACAAGGUUUCAAGUCAUCUUUUAAUCAAGGCACUUGCAGAUGCAUGCAAAGUUUCAGCAUCUUUUGUUUCAGAAUUGAAUGAUUCAGAAGUUCCUGAUGAAUCUGAAGAACUCUUUGAUGAAGAUCAAGAAUUACAGCAACUUUUAGAUAGUCAGAUAUGCAUGAAAGUUUAUCAAUUUUCAGAUGAGACAAAUGGUUCAAGUUCCGAGAGAAAGAUCAUACUAUCUGGUUCAUUUAAUCCAUUGCAUGAUGGACACCUCAAACUCUUGGAAGUUGCUACUAGCCAAACUAUUAUGGUGGAGACCAUGGCAAGAUGCUGGACAUUCUGCUUGGAUGCAAAAGAACAGGAUGCACAUUUCUUGUUGGUGGUCGAAAUAUCGACGGUGCUUUCAAGGCUCUUGAAGACAUUGACAUUCCAGAGGAGUUGAGGGAGAUGUUUAUUUCAAUACCAGAGGAGAAGUUUCGCAUGGAUAUUUCGUCCACAGAAAUAAGAAAACGCCAUGGAAUGUGGAUUUCAUAAUUCAUACCAGAGAUUAUACUUCAAACCCCGAACAUUCCAAUGUUUUGUGUUCUUAUGGAUCAUGUGCUUCAUGAUUCAUUCACCCAUGUAUUUUAAUAAAGAGGGCCUCCACCACCCCACCCUCCCACAGAAAAAGAAAAAGAAAAGAUCAAAGACAGAAAAAGUAGGGCUAAGAUCCAGAGGAUGAGAAAUGAAUGCAAACAUCACAGUUUUCCCCCUCCUUCCCUCUAUUUGCUGUUACAUUUGGUAGUGUUAUGAACUUAAUUUUGGCUUUACAAUAACAAUUGUGGUUGGGAUCUCAUGAUUA